This is a messenger RNA of Closterium sp. Naga37s-1, 2115 nucleotides long. The record is from the annotation of a GenBank genome assembly. Lineage: Eukaryota; Viridiplantae; Streptophyta; Zygnematophyceae; Desmidiales; Closteriaceae.
AUGGCGUCAUUGCGGCGGUUACCGCCGGGAUUCGGCUUCCGCCCGACGGACGAGGAGCUGAUCCAAAGCCACCUGCGGCCGAAGGUUGAGGCAGCGGAAGGCCGCCGCGUGGACGACGACGACGACGACGACGACGACGGGCUCAUCGCUGAGGUCGACAUUCUCCGCUACGAGCCGUGGGACCUGCCCAGCCAGUCGAGCCUCGAAGCCGGCGGCAAGUGGUACUUCUUCUGCACGCUCAAGAAGAAAUAUCUGAACGGCUCGCGCGUGAAUCGCGCCACGGCGAGAGGGUACUGGAAGUCGACCGGCGACGACAUGCUCGUGUGCAGCUCGAGCUCGUCGCGCCCAAUAGGGUUCCGGAAGAGGCUCGUGUUCUACCGGGGGAGGGCGCCACGUGGCGAGCGGACGGCCUGGAAGAUGCACGAGUACCGGCUGGAGCCCGCAGCGCGGCCGCGCGGCGGCGCUUUGGCGGACUACGUGCUGUGCCGCUUGUCCAAGGAGAACCGGCCGCCUGCUGCGAGCGAGCCGCCUGCUGCGCAGCGGAUGGAUGUUCUGGGGCUCGAGGAGGCCGACCUCCUGCCUCUCGACCCUGCUGCCCCGCCGCUUGUGCCCGUUGUCGUGCCUGUGAGCGACGUGGAUCUGGACACAUUCUGGGAGACCAUUGCUCGGCAAGCUGUGUCGGCUGGGGGGUCUGCAGGGGGCUAUGUGGCGGAGCAUGGGGCGAGCCACGUGGUGGAGCAUGGGACGGGCUAUGUGGCGGAGCAUGAGGAGUGUCACGUGGCAGAGCAUGAGGAGAGCCACGUGGCAGAGCAUGAGGAGAGCCACGUGGCAGAGGAGGUCGAGUGGCGCACAGUGUACGAGGAGCUGCCGCCGCUCUCGGAGGGCUUUUCCAUCGACGAAAGCCACGCCGCCCUCCCCGCCGCUCCCUCCGCUCCCGCCACUUUUGCUGCACCGGCUCCCGGUGCUUGCGCGCCUGCUGCCCUUGCUGGCGCAGCGCGCGGAGUUGCAGAGCGAGGGGCGCCCAGAGCAGCGCCCGUGCCACCAGCGCCCGCAGCAGGCGCAACCACCAUCACCGCGGCCCUCGCAGGGCUGGCUAAGGCCAGAGCGGCACAGGGCGCUGCCGCUCCCCUGGGCCGCACCCACGCGAGAGCAACGGGCCGGCCGAGGUCGCGGCCUGUGCGCGCAGCUGGUGCCGUCAUGCACGGCCGGUGCAUGCAGGCGCUCAACGCGCCGCCGCAGCUGGCGGGUGGCGGUGGGGCAGCGCGGCUGGUGAGCAGCGGUGCGCCGUCUCGGAAUCUGGGCUCACCCGCUGCGCCUCACGCGCAGCUGCCUCUUGCGGAGGCCGGUGGCAGUGUGGGUGAUGAAGAUUGUGUCAUGGGUGCUCAAGAGGUAGACGACCUGGACGGACACAGGGCUCGCAUGACACACCACCCUGCUGCCAAUGCUGCUGUGGCAGACGGUGCGUUUGGUGGUCCUGCUACUGGGCCGCCAGGUGCGCUGUGUGUGGUAGGCCAAGAGGAGAGAAGGGUAAGGAUACUGCCCGUACCGCAGGAUGUUGCGGUAGAGGCCGGUGCGGUAGAGGCUGGUGCGGUAGAGGCCAGUGCGGUAGAGGCUGGUGCGGUAGAGGCCACUGCGGUAGAGGCCGGUGCGGUAGAGGCCGGUGUUCCUAUAGCUGACGGCAUGUCGGAGCCCCCUUUGCCCGUUGCCCCUACCAGGGCUGCACCCAGCCCACGUGUGGCCGCUGGGCCGCGUCUAGCCCCUUCGCCCAUCCCUGCUGCUCGAGUUGCCUCUGCUGCCGCUCCUGCAGCAGCGGAGGUGGUGCUUCCGCCCCCGGUGGCAGCACCAGCAGCAGCAGCAGAAGGGGGGGCAGGCGGGGCAACAGCUGGUGCCGUGGUGGUGGAAGAGGGAGGUGCGGUGGUGGAAGAGGGAGGAGUUUGUGCCCAUGCUUGUCCCAUAGCAGACCUCAUUGCACAGUGUGGGCGGAAAACACGGGCGCAGCGCCAUCUGUGGCCGCAGUUCCUGCCUGCUCGGCGCGUCAACCUAGGAGUUGCUUCUGCUGCUGCUGUUCGCACACCAGCAGGAGCAGCAGCUGGAGCAGCAGCAGCAGCAGCUUAG